UUUCUUUUGUUAGCUUCACUUCCGACCUUUUCACCUCAAUGUAAGUGGGUUCAGUCACAUAUAUUUAGCCGGAACCAGGAUCCAAAUAAACCGGCGACUUCGUCAGUGAUCACCGGCAAUGGAAACCGACCAGUGGUCGCCGGUAAUGGGUACCGACCAGCGGUCGCCGGACGACACUGCAGUUGAUAAUGGGACAUGUGGAAUAUGUACAGAUAUUGUCAUAGACAGAGGGGUUCUAGACUGUUGCAAUCACUGGUUUUGUUUUGCGUGCAUUGACAACUGGGCUACCAUCACAAGUCUCUGUCCAAUGUGCAAGAACGAGUUUCAGAUGAUAACCUGCCUUCCAGUGUAUGAUACAAUCGGAAACAUCAAAGCUGAGGAUUAUUCACUUUCCAGAGAUGAUGAUUGGUGUAUUCAAGGGAAAAACAACACCCUGUCCUUCCCAUCAUACUAUAUUGAUGAAGAUGCAGUUAUAUGUUUAGAUGGUGACGGGUGCAAGAUACGAAAUGGUUUGUCAGUAGCUGAGGACGAUUUAACUUUUGAUACAUCAAUUGCUUGUGAUUCAUGUGAUAUUUGGUAUCAUGCUUUUUGUGUUGGAUUUAAUCCUGAAUGUGGUACAUCUGAAACUUCAUGGUUGUGCCCAAGGUGCAUAACUGAUGAAGCCCCACAAAAAUCUCAUGAGGCUCCAUCACAAAAGUUGGGUGACCAUUGUGUUUUGAGCGCCGACUCUGGAUGGACAUGUGAGCCUUCUUUUUCAUCAAAGGUAUCAGUGUCUGUUGCUGAUGACGGAGAGACAGCUGUUGUGGUCUCAAUGGUUGGAGGACAAGAGAAUCCAGAACAUAAUCCAGAGCAUAUUAAGACCACUCUCUCAGAAGUUGAGCAAGCUCAUAACACAGAUGAAGUUGAAAUAUUUCUUUCUGAUUCAAGUUCUGGCAACACUAAACUUGACGUGCACAAAGAAACUAGUGGCUGCAUUGAACUUGUAGAUAACAGCUUAAUUUACUGCAAUGAGAAGGGUUCCAAAGCCAGCCCUCCAGAAAAUUAUAAGAAUUCUGAAUUUCUUUUGGAUAUACCAGAACUUCCAUCCAUUGAAGACACAACAUCAGAGUUAUGUAGAAGUCAAGAAGAUAACCGUGUGCAAGCAUCAUUAACAGUAUCAGCAGCAGAGGCUGUAUCAUGCCAAUCAUGCUAUGCAGGGACAGCAGGGUUAGGUGACGAGUUGAGUGGUGUUGAUGAAAAGUAUCAAGUUCCUGGAAGCAGUAGCAAGGUUUUUUCAGAAAGAAUCAUAGCAGACAGGACAACUUUGAACAGUGGCAAAGAUAUGGCUGAUCUACCACUAAGGCAUCAUCAAUUAAGUAAUUUGGUGGGAGAUCCUAAAGAAAAGAUGCAGCCACAUGUGACAGGAGAAUCUACAGAGGACAUGAUCAAUGUGCCUCCAAAGCAUGUUGAAUUCAAUAAUUUGGUGGGAGAACUGACAGAGGAGAUGCAACCACAUGUAAAAGAUGCUGGUUGCUUGAAAGAUCGCAUGAGGAAAAGGGAAAUCAAGAGUGAAUAUUCUCCAAAGAAAGUUAAGUCAGAUGGAAAAUCUCAAUUAUUGUCAUCAAGGCGCCUAGCAAAUUCUUCGGGUUUAGACAAUUCUACAAGUUGUUUGACAAAAGUAGCACAGAGCAAUGACAAUAUGUUAGGAAAUGCCCCACCAAUGAAAGCUAGAUCUCUAGAUAUCAUGAGUAUAGUUCAGGAAGUUGACCAUGUACCUAAUGUUUUGGAUAGAUCUACAGGGAGAAAAGAGAAUGCUUCUGGUCCAAGAGUGAAAAAGAUCAUGCGUAGAGUUGGAGAGAAAGAAGAAUCAUCCACUCUUGUUCAACAACUGAGGAAAGAAAUAAGAGAGGCUGCUCUGGAUAAAACAUCUAAUCACAAUGACAAUGUUAAUGACUUUGAUCUGAAACUUCUAACAGCUUUCAGGGCAGCCAUUGUUAAACCUAGAGAUGAACUGGUUAAUAAACAUAGUCCGGUUGAUAGAACUUUGAAGAAAUCUUUGCUACAGAAAGGGAAGACACGUGAAAACUUGACCAAGAAGAUAUAUGCAACAUCAACUGGAAGGCGAAAGCGUGCCUGGGAUAGGGAGUGGGAGGUUGAAUUCUGGAAGCAUCGGUGUACAAGAACCAAGACGGAAAAGGUUGAGACACUACAUUCUGUUCUAUCACUUUUAAAGAAAGCUACAAAUUCUUGUUCAAACAACUCAACAACUAAUGAAGGGCCUGAAGGGGAGACAAACUCCAUUCUCUCUAGAGUAUAUCUAGCUGACACAUCGCUUUUCCCAAGAAAAGAUGAUAUCAAACCUCUCUCUGUUCUUGCGGGAUCUUGUCAAACCGUAAAUGAGUGUAAUACAGAAAAAAAUUCAUCUGGCAUUUCCAGAGCCUUACCUCAGGUUAAAGCUGCUUCAUCUGAAAACACAGGAAAAACGCCAAUUACUAUGAGCCUCACUGCUGAAACUUCUGGUAAGAAAGAGAACCGCCUUUCUGAUUCAAGUGUCUCCACAGUGAGAGUACAAAAUUCAUCGAAGGAAAUAACCAAUCAAUCUGGUUCUUCAAAGUUUGACAAAAAGAAAUGGGCUCUGCAGGUUCUUGCUCGAAAAAAUGCUUCAAUUAGUUCGAGUGAGAGUAAAGAGAAAGAUGGAGAUAAAUCUGCUCUCAAGGGGAACUAUCCUUUACUAGCACAACUCCCCAUAGAUAUGAGACCAGUGCCAGCACCUAGUAACCAUAACAAAGUUACUCUGUCUGUAAGGCAGGCACAACUCUACCGUAUUACUGAGCAUUACUUGAGGAAAACCAACCUACCUAUUAUGCGUAAAACUGCUGCUACAGAAUUGGCUGUUGCUGAUGCAGUUAACAUAGAGAAAGGAAUUUUUGAAAGGUCAAAUAGCAAGCUGGUCUAUAUUAAUCUUUGCUCACAGGCUUUAUCACAACGAUCUAACAAACCACCAUCAGCUGAAGUUAAUACUUCUAAUUCUUCAAGACCAACUGCAAAUGUUAUCGAUCAGAUAGCUGAUGAAACAUCCAGCUUUUCAGUUGGAGAACAGAGCAAAGUAGAAGAAGCAUUGAGACUGGCUGGACUUACUGAUUCUCCUCCAAACAGUCCUAAGCCUACAGUAGAUCUAAAUGUUGAAGAUAAUAUUAAUGGAAGUGCCAGAGAGCAAGGACUUGAGAAUGUUCUCGAUAUGGAUUCCCACGCAGAAUUGGAUAUAUAUGGAGACUUCGAGUACGAUCUAGAAGAUGAAGGUUAUGAAGUGUCAAAGUUGCUACAGCAACAAGAUAGAGAUCCCAAGUUGAAAGUUGUCCUUUCAACUCUUCAGGAUGAUAAACCUCAGAAUUCUGAUACCCAAGGGUUACCUGAUGACAAAGACAAAUUUAAGGUUGAAGUAGAUGAUAAUGCAGAAAAUGUAACAGAGGAGAUUAAGAUAGUUAGCCCCUCUUUGAUAAAGCCAUCUGGAGGGGAGAUGUUUGAAGAGCCAUCUUUAACAGAGUAUGAGGAGUUGUAUGGGCUAGAAUUAGAUAACAAAAUGUUUCAGAAUAAAACAUCUGAUACACUUACAGGAGAAUUGAACAAAUCUUUGGAGAUGGUUGCAGCAGGCAAAAUCAUAGUUUCUUCUCAGAGCGAAAAGCAUCUGUCAGAGGAUGGUACUGCUGCAGCUUCUGAGUUUGAGAAUGAAGGUCAUGCGGAGAGUAGCUUUGAUAAUGGUAGGGUACAUUCAAAUCAUGAAUCUUUUGGUGGUGGAAACCCAUUAGCUCAUUCUCUGACAGACAAGAAAGACCCGAUGGAGAGGAAAAUGAAAGACGAGUCUAAUGAAGUUCCCGCUUCCAGUAGUUCCAUUUCCAAGAAGGUAGAAGCCUAUGUUAAAGAACACAUCAGGCCACUGUGCAAAAGUGGAGUGAUAACAGUGGAUCAAUACCGGUGGGCUGUUGGAAAGACAACUGAUAAAGUCAUGAAAUUCCAUCACAAGGCCAAGAAUGCUAAUUUUCUAAUUAAAGAAGGGGAAAAGGUGAAGAAGCUUGCUGAGCAGUAUGUUGAGGCUGCUCAACAAAAAGAAAGUUGAUAUCUUUGUUCAUCUUUUUGAGAAUCUUUCGGAUUUCAACAUGCUGUAUUCAUGUACCUCUUAGGAUGUGAAAUUCUUUGUAGGGUAAUGCUAAUUUUCACACCAAAGAAGGCGAAGAGAAGCAUCAGCCAAGUCCGAUAAUGUUGUACAUAUCAAAACCGAGCAUGGAAUCUGAAAAUAUUUCUGUGUAAGGUGAUUCCUGAAGAGUUUCAGUUGCUUAAAUUUCUUGUAUACAGAGUAAAGAACCGAAUUCUGAUUAGCUAUGAGCUGUAUGUUGCUGGUUCAGGUUCUUAGCAAAAGCUAGUGAUGGCUUGCAGAUUCGAAGACUUCUUGUUUGUAAAAUUGAAUGAAGCAAGGCUUUAUUCUGGAAAA
Molecule: messenger RNA, 4465 nt
Organism: Asparagus officinalis (garden asparagus)
Lineage: Eukaryota; Viridiplantae; Streptophyta; Magnoliopsida; Asparagales; Asparagaceae
Exons: 14
Coding region: 119-4093 (1324 amino acids)
Biological process (GO): protein ubiquitination
Molecular function (GO): ubiquitin protein ligase activity
Source: RefSeq, a predicted model, not a curated record